This is a messenger RNA of Saitoella complicata NRRL Y-17804, 957 nucleotides long. RefSeq lists its product as uncharacterized. The coding region runs from base 4 to 708 and encodes 234 amino acids. The record is from RefSeq and is a predicted model, not a curated record. The transcript has a single exon. Lineage: Eukaryota; Fungi; Ascomycota; Saitoellomycetes; Saitoellales; Saitoellaceae.
CGCAUGCUCCUCAAGAUCAGGAAACUGCGACAGAAUCUUGCUGAACUUGUCGCCAAAUAUGGAGGGCCUCGUCCCGUUGCUUUUCUGGCUGGGAUGCCUUCAAAGAUGGAGGUUGAGGAGGAACUGUGGAAACUCGCGAACUUGCCUUCCUAUUCCUGUAUUAAGUAUUACAAAGUCAAAAGAUACCUCGAACGACAAAUCGACACCUACAGAGUACCUGAAUCCGAAAUCGAAGGCGAGGAACACUUCCUUUGCAAAAUUGACCGUUGCAAGAAGAAGUUCCGAACAGUCCAGGGAUUUCUGGGACAUGCUCGGAAUGCGCACAAGGCGUACAGCGACACGAGGACACCGUGUCCGGAGCCAGGAUGUGUGAAGUAUUUCCAAAAGGACGAAUCUCUGAGGAACCAUGUUCAGAGCAAUGACCAUCACUACAGCAGGCUCGGGUACGUGUGUCCCAUGCCGUCAUGCGCUUGGAAGGCAUCGACGAGUGACGACGCUGUUGUGGAACAUAUCGUUAGUUAUCAUCAUAAUACCAAGGCGGCGGAGGAGUAUGCGCAGCUCAAGGAUAUCGAUAUCAACAUCGUCCGGGCCGCGAGGGAGUACUACGCCGUUGUACAAGCCGAGAAGGAGCGUUCGGAACUUCAUUCUACAUGGAAUGCCAUUGCUGCGUCGAGGUUGCCUCGGAAGUAUGUUCUGAGGUUGGCAUAGGCGGUUACAAGGCUGGGCAUAGUGCUGGAAAAAUAUGAGACAGAUUUGGGUGUGACCUUAGAUGAAUGAAUCUUGACGGAGAACACAAGGUUCGGCGUUCAUGAGGAGGAGUCUACCAUGGGAGGGAAGGGAAAGAGAUGAAGACGGAAAAGCCUUUGCGCAAGAGGUAUGAGGGCAUAAUCAGAUAUUCAUAUGUAUAGAAAAGACCACUCCAAAAAGCUACCACAGAAGACUUAUCCCUCCUAACGU